GAAAAAGUCACAUGACCUCAGUUCGAAUCACUGCUGAUCAAUGUUCCAAGUUUCAUUCUCAUUCUUGGUGGUGAGCAGCCGAUGCAACAACAUGAAGUACAUUUGCCCACAUUGGACACGGUGGAAAGUGCCGAUCGACGAGAGAAUAGCCAGACUUUAAGUGCAUGUGGCACAGAAAAGAAAAGAAAGGAGUUAUUCAACGGGGUGACUGUGGCCGAAGAUGAAAGGAGAGAUUUAAGCUACCAUAUUUUCCAGUUGGCGAUUUUGACCGAACAAGAGAUCCGCAAGAUUCGUUCGUGUUACGAGAGUCUGGUGACGCAGCUGCGAGUCGCCAUUCUUUGCCCACAUUUGGAUGAGAGGAAAGAUACAUUAAAAGCGAAGUUGCGCACCUACUGUGAAGAGUUUAUCCAAAUCGUCGACGAACGUGUGAUGCCAUACUACUGGGUAUCAGUGCAAGUGAAAAGCCAUCUGUUGCGUUUGAAGGCAGACUACUUGCGUUACUUAUUUGAAAUCCAUCCCAAAAAUGGAACCUAUCAAGUGCGUGCCCACAACGCAUAUACAGAAGCGAAAUCCUUUUUUGUUUCUCAUCGAUUGACCAGAACAUCAGAAUGGUACCGCCUGAGGUUAAAUUACUCGGCGCUACUAUACCUAGAUGGAUUCCCAACUGCAGCGAUGUUUCUUUGCCAACGAUUGUUAAAAUCGGCCAAACUAAAGCUGUUUGACUCAGCAUUCGAAAAGCGGAUACGUAAAAAUGUUGACUUUUUUAAGCGGGCCACUCUGGGCUAGCUUUCCUGUUCUCACGAAAUUCUGAGCAUGAAACUUAAGUUAAUUUUCACCGGAAUUAUUUCUUAUCGACUUUUUGUAUCUCUACUUUAAUCUAAAUCAUCCAGGGGUUUGAUCUACUGUGUCUGUACUCCAUAUUGUCAGUUUUGAAAGCAACGUUCGGGUACAAGCCCACAAGGGAUCUUAGUAGUGAUGGGAUGAUAAAAGUAUCUCACUCCAAGAAGAAUGGUCUAAUAUCGACUUGCACCUCCAGUGUAUGUGGUAAGUCAGAUAUAGAAAUAUUGC
Molecule: messenger RNA, 1068 nt
Organism: Dicrocoelium dendriticum
Lineage: Eukaryota; Metazoa; Platyhelminthes; Trematoda; Plagiorchiida; Dicrocoeliidae
Source: the annotation of a GenBank genome assembly